AUGUUUAUCGCAUGGAAUUAUGUCUUCUUGGCCAUUUACGUCUCGGUGCUUGUUCCCGGAGGACAAGCAACCAACGCCAUGGAUCUGCCAUUGAGCGAAGGCAACGGCCCGGGUCACCAAAAGGUCACGCGAUAUAAGGAAGAGGUCACGGCAGCUGUGACCCAAAAUACAUCUCUAUCUGCAAUGCGAAGUGGCGUGAGGGGUAUGGUAGACAGAGUGUACGUGGGCGAGUGGCGCAUCGCUCGUCGGGCUGGACUGGUCGAGUUCCUGAUCGCAUCUUCAACGGGACGCCAGCUGUAUCUGCUGUACGACCAGCAUUCGGAGAGUAUAGCGUCGUCGAUGAGAGCCAGCCACCGCCGAGGGGGAGACAUGGCCGUCCUCAAGUACCAGGGCUCGAUCGCGCCCCUGGAGAAGGAGCUCAAGUCUUUCUUCCACCGAGAAAACCUCCGCAAUGUGAUCGUGAUGUGUUCGGCGCCCAACACCGUGGAUGUUUUCAGACAGGUAUUUAAGCGGAAGAUGGAAUCCCCGACGAUCUACUGGUGGCUGAUCCUGGAGGAUGACGUCACUCAGGAGGUUCUGGAUAAUAUGAGGGAAGGGACACAGAUUUCGGUCGCCCUGAAGAUGGAUGAAGCAAAAUACAAGCUAAUGAGGUCAUUUGUCAACAAGGAUGACCAGCUCAAGCUCCAGACCGUCGGCUCGUGGUGGUGGACGCCCUCCGAAGGCUCUCAACACUUCCUGAAGGAGCCGAUCUACAAGGACCUCAUGGACGUCUACAGCGACUUCGGCGGGAGGCUCAUGAAGUCCUCCGUGGUGGACAACUGGCCCUUCUUCCGCGUGAUGAAGGACAAGGCCUCGGGGGAAAUAGUGUCUGACGCCGGCAUCGACUUCCACCUCCUGAACACGAUCGCGGCGAAGCUCAAUUUCACAUACCGACUCUUAUUGGCCAAAGACGGACAGUGGGGUGGAGUCUUACCGGACGGGUCGAUCACAGGAAUGAUUGGCAUGGUGGCAAGACACGAGGUUCAUUUCGCUAUCAAUGAAAUUACAAUCACAGGACCGCGUGAGGUGGUCGUCGACUUCACUCUGCCUUACUUCCUGGAAUCAACGACUAUCGUGUCCCCGGCGCCGGCGGAGAAGAACAGGGCCUUCGCUGUGUUCUCGCCUUUUACUGCUGAGGUAUGGGGCCUCCUCUCCCUAGCAACCCUCCUGGUGGGUCCCAUCCUCUGGCUCAUCAGUGUGGCCAAGGAAGAGCUCGUUCUCAAGGGGAUAUGGCGGGCCGACUCCCUCUCGAACUAUUCCUUCAACAUGUACCGCUCGAUGGUCGUGCAGGGAAACAAGGCGGAGAUGGAGCAGUGGUCGCAUCGCUUCGUCCUGUUCACGUGGUUCUUCUUCUGCUUUGUGGUCUAUGCUCUCUACGCGGGAACACUCACGGCCGUUUUGGCGGUUCCGACCUUCGAGAAGCCGAUAGACUCCUUGUGGGAUUUGCUCGGGGCGAUCGAGAAUGACGGCUACAAGGCGACUGUGGUUUACCAGACGAGUAACGAGUUCUUUCAAGGCAACCGCCCUUUUAAGACUACCAUGCUCCUACAGGAAGCUACAAGUGGAAUCUACAAGCAGAUCUGGGACGUCUUCGAUCCCUCCGUCGGCUACGUCUACACUUGGGACGAAGGAGUUGAGAAGGUGCUGACGGGGAAGUUCGCUUACAUGAACGCCCAACUCGGGGCAGAGAUCCGAGCCAUAAAGAGGGGCAUCCACAACUACCACUUCGCCAAGAACACAUUCUACCCCCAGGGAUACGCCAUGGCUCUUCCUAGCGGCUCCCCGUACAAGGGCAAACUGGAAAAACUCCUCGUGCAGCUGGCGUCGGCGGGCCUCGUGGACAAGUGGACGCGGGACGAGGUGGCGAAGGUGGCAGGCGCGGGGGGCGGGGAGGCUUCGAAGGGCCCCGGGGCGAUCACCCUCGUGCACCUUCAGGCAGCCUUCUUCCUCCUGGCCAUCGGGUACUCUACUGCAGGAGGCGUGCUGCUGGUGGAGCGCCUCGCCAUGUUCUUCUGCGGCCGGAAGGAGUUCCAUUCGAGUUUCGCCGGGAAGCCGAUCUUGGUGAAGGAGAUCGGGUACUGAGGUCUCCGAUCGGGGUUCUGAGGAGCUGUUCGCUGGGGCGUCGCGCAGUGGUCCAGAAUCACCAAUUCCCGGCCAAAAAUCGAGUUUCCCAAUAUGAUAGUAUAUAUUUUCCAAUAUCACAGAUUUAAAUCAUAUUACUUGUGAGUUUAAGCGGGCCAUGAAUCGAUGAAAAGAUGGUAUAUACUUACGAAAUUUAUAUACUCGUGUAGUUGCAACUGAGAUGCCUUUUACGUAGGGUUUUGACCAGGUUUGGGCGAUUCUGGACCACUUGUGCGUCGCCUCAUGGGAUGCAGGUGGAAGGUGUCCUUUGGUAGAAAAAUAAGCCUCGCAGAUAACAGUAGCUAUACAGGUGUAUUUCUCUGGAUGUAGAAAGGUAUAUAUGAGAAUGUGAAGAUAUUCCUUCUCAUUCAUACCUCUCUACAUUUGUCAGCAAGAAUACGGUUCGUAUUUAUCUGUAUAAUAGCUGUCUCUCCAUUUAUCUAUAUGUAUCUGCCUCCAGCUAUCUAUUUAUCUAUAUAUCUAUCUCUGUAGCAACAACUGACAAAAGCUAUCUAUUAGUUUCUCUGUUUAUCAGUAAUGUAACUAUCUCUGCAUAUCUACUAUUCCGUCUGUCUACCUAUCUAUCUUUCUGUCUAUCGAUCUACGUGGAAUAGAUGAAUGGUUUGGAUUUUCACGACGUAGUGGAUAGUAUGUACAUUAUAUGUAACAUAGGAAAUAUAUAUAUUCUUCAAAUAAAAAGA
This is a messenger RNA of Penaeus vannamei (Pacific white shrimp), 2861 nucleotides long. NCBI's taxonomy places the organism in Eukaryota, Metazoa, Arthropoda, Malacostraca, Decapoda, Penaeidae. The record is from RefSeq and is a predicted model, not a curated record.